AUCAUCUUCUCGUUCUACAUUCCAAAAGUGCUCCUCGUCGUUCAAGUCCUUGGUCUCGUAUUGAAAACUAGAAACGUUAUCAGCACUGCAUGAGGCUUUCGUGUGCUCUCUACAUUUACAAAUUCUAGGAUACUAUCAGGAUUACUCACCGCAUGCUUCAAGCGUGUAUCGUUUUCACAACCGUUAGGCCCGAUAUACUAUCAUUGCUUCAUGGACAAUGGCAAUGAACAGGGAUCGAGAGGCUUUUCUUCUCUUCGGCGCACGGGUAGAGUCGGAGCCGGGGUGUGAUCGGCCGUGUCCAGAUUCUGCGUAUAUCGCCUCAACGUACAGGGCAGCUAUAAGGUCUUAUUCUCAAGAGUCUCGAGAGGAUACACCGAAGAUAGCCGAAAGCAAGCAGGGCUCAUCCUGUUGUGACGGCACUGCCUGCGGAUGCGAUGAUUCCUGCUUGGAUCAGUUAGCCAGAGCGAUCUGUGCCGAUGACGAUGGUCAUAUACACGAUGAAGUGAAAGAUGAUAAUAUUGAUAAGAAUAUAGAGACAUGCAAGUGUGAAGAUACAGAGGUCAAUUCAGUCGCUGAGGACGGUCGUGACGUUCCAAUCGCUUCAACCAUCAGUUCUACUGCUUCCGUUGACGGAGACUUGCAUUCUUGUGGGCUUCGCAAGCGAAAGAAUAUUGCAAAGCCUGAAGGCCUUCCUCAGGUGGCUUGCGGGGAGCACAAGUCCCUCGCUCUCAGCCGUCAACGGGAGACAUUGGCAUUAUUUGGCUGUGUCUGUAAGGCCUUGCUCGCUCGAGGAUUGGAAUCGUGCUGCGUGACUCAAUCCACCAAUAAACAUUCUCACUCAUCCUCCUCCAGUCGAGCUUCCCUGCUAAAGAAAGACAAUCGGCGAGGAUCCUGCGACUCCGAGCGUAGUCACCAUUCUGAUGGUUCCAAAUCUAGUCACUCUCACGUUUCCCUGAGAAUCGAGUCUCGGAAUGCUUCCACAGGCUCAGUCGAUUCCUGCUGCGGAGACUCCUGCUGUGCCGGGAAUCGCAGUAUUCGAAGCGUCCAGCACGAGAACGACACUAGGUCUCGAAAGUCUGCAAGUCGUCAGUCCUUAGACUCUUGCUGCGGCAAUUCCUGCUGUGGUAACGGAGGAUCAGAAGUAAGGUCUUCUCGCGAUGUUGAGGUUCAGUCUUGCUGCAAUGGAGGAGAUUGUUGUGGGAAUCGCCCCACUUCUCCUUCUGUCUGCGGCAAUUCAUGCUGCGACAAGGAAUCCUUGCAAGAGCAAGACAUCGACAUCGAGAAGCAUACUGCCGGAAUAUCUUCCAGUAUUCAUUCGUCCUCGUUGAACCACACAAUUUUAGCGAUCAAAGGCAUGACUUGCACCGGAUGCGAGAACAAACUGAUCCGAGCCUUACAAGCUAUCCCAACCAUUCACCAUAUCAAGACAAGUCUCGUCCUGGCCCGAGCUGAAUUUGAUUACAGUGGUGCUGAGGAGGAUUUGCGGGUACUCAUUGGAGUCAUCGAGAAACGUACCGGAUUUUCAGCCGAAGAAGUCGUCCCUAUCUCCAGCCAUACGUUGGAUCUGACCGUUGAUCCUGCCCUGCUUGAGAAGAUUUGCCUGAUUGCACGCCCUGACGGUGUUGAAGAAGUCGUGCGCAUCAACAAGAACACGGUUAGAAUUUCGCAUGACCCGCAUCUUAUCGGUGCACGAGACAUCAUCUCUGCCUAUGCUACUUUUUCGCCCAAGCUUGCACCAGUACCGAAGAACGCAGCCUUAGCGGCAGGACUCAAGCAUCUUCGUUAUCUCGCUUUCCGUACUGUACUCUCAGCGCUGCUCACUAUUCCAGUCCUUGUUAUGACCUGGGCUCCACUUCCGGACCACGCAAAAGCCUAUUCAAUCGCUUCUCUCAUCCUCGCUACCAUUGUUCAAACUGCUAUUGCAGGGCCGUUCUACUUCAGCGCUUUCAAGAGUCUUUUCUUCUCCAAGGUCAUUGAGACGGACCUGCUUAUCGUUCUCAGUACCACGACAGCUUAUGUGUACUCUGUCGUCGCUUUCACUUUCGACAUGUUGGAUCGGCCGCUGCAGAGUGGAGAAUUCUUUGAAACGAGCACCUUGUUAGUGACAUUGAUCAUGCUCGGUCAACUCGUCAGCGCAUUUGCACGUCACCGAGCUAUCGAGGCCAUCUCCCUGCGCUCUCUGCAACAGAACACUGCUAUCCUGGUCCACAAGGAGGGAAUGGAGGAAGAAAUCGACGCUCGACUAUUGCAAUUUCGUGACACAUUCAAGGUUCUUCCUGACUCUUCAAUUAUCACCGAUGGCAUUGUAACCCAAGGACAAAGUGAGGCAGAUGAAUCCAUGAUGACGGGUGAAGCACUUCCCGUAUUCAAGCAAGUCGGAAGCACUGUCGUUGCUGGAACUUCCAACGGACCUAGCGUGCUCCUUAUCAAAGUGACUCGUUUACCUGGAGAUAACACUAUUACGGACAUUGCGGAGAUGGUGGACGAUGCUCGGUUCUCCCGAGCGAAAGUCCAAGAAGUCGUCGAUGUUGUUUGCGGGUGGUUUGUCCCCAUUGUCCUUGCUCUGACUAUCGUCACAUUCAUCGUAUGGAUCAUCGUUGGCGUGAAGGUACGAUCUCAAAGUGCAGGGGAAGCAGCUGUAACUGCUAUCACAUACGCUAUCGCCGUCUUGGCCGUUUCCUGUCCCUGCGCAAUUGGACUGGCGGUCCCGAUGGUUAUUUUGAUUGCUUCAGGUGUCGCAGCUAAACAUGGGCUUGUCUUUAAAUCUGCUACGACCAUCGAGUUGGCGAGGAAGAUCGAUCACGUUGUUUUCGACAAGACUGGCACUUUGACUAAAGGGCAGUUGACGGUUGUGGAGUCUACGCUUUUGAACGAGAGCGAAACGGACGUUUGCUCUGCCAUUCUAAGCCUCACGAGCUCCAGCAAACAUCCCGUAGCUCGUGCAGUCGCAGAGAAACUUCAAAGCGAGAAAUUCAUAUCCAGUACUGAAGUUGGGAACGUAGAAGUUCUUGUUGGCAAGGGUAUCAUCGGAUCUUGGAAAGGAGAGGCUAUUUCUGGAGGUAACGCUCGCUGGCUCGGAGUCGAACAGGACCCGCACGUCCAGCCUUUCAUCGCGAAGGGCCUCACAACGUUUUGCGUCACCUACCAUGGGCAACUUCUGGCUGUCUUCGCGCUCUCGGACGCUCUUCGUCCUGAAACGCCUACUGUGAUAUCCAAAUUACUCGCUCGCGGAAUCGAGGUCUCCAUUCUUAGCGGUGACCAUCCAGCUGCGGUGAACCACAUCGCCACAGAGCUAGGUAUCUCGUCAGAAAACGUUCGCGCAGGUUGCCUCCCUGUCGACAAGCAAGCUUACAUCCGAGAGCUCACUAAGGGCGGAAGGAAGGUCCUCUUCUGUGGAGAUGGUACAAAUGACGCCAUUGCCCUUGCGCAAGCCGACAUAGGAGUGCAUAUGCACGAAGAAACUGGCUCGGGUGCUGGCAUUGCUGCAUCUUCGGCCGCAGAUGUCGUCCUCAUCCGCCCUUCGCUCAGCGGUAUCCUGACCUUGAUGGAACUCUCUAAGGUGGUGAACAGGAGGAUCGUGUUGAACUUCGCUUGGUCUGCGGUGUAUAACUUGGUGGCAAUCCUGUUCGCUGCAGGUGCAUUUGUUGGGGCUAGGAUUGCCCCUGCAUAUGCAGGUCUUGGGGAGGUCGUCAGUGUUGUCCCAGUGGUGCUUGUAGCAAUUCAGUUGAAGUGGUUCAAGGAGAGUGACUGAAUGAAUAGAAUGUCCUAUGUUUCCUGUGAUUUGUCUCUUGCGAUGCCUGGCUACUAGAUUCUGAAGUACGGAAGAUCCUGAUGGAAUUCUCUGUUGUAUGCAUACAAUUAUAGCAAUGUGAUUGGCUCCACCUGUAUGUGGAAAAGGG
This is a messenger RNA of Somion occarium, 3899 nucleotides long. Lineage: Eukaryota; Fungi; Basidiomycota; Agaricomycetes; Polyporales; Cerrenaceae. The record is from the annotation of a GenBank genome assembly.